Molecule: messenger RNA, 9030 nt
Organism: Colletotrichum scovillei
Lineage: Eukaryota; Fungi; Ascomycota; Sordariomycetes; Glomerellales; Glomerellaceae
Product: glutamate synthase
Exons: 5
Coding region: 2382-8720 (2112 amino acids)
Molecular function (GO): glutamate synthase (NADH) activity; iron ion binding; flavin adenine dinucleotide binding
Source: RefSeq, a predicted model, not a curated record
GCCAGUAUCCCCGAAAAGGGCCUUCUUGCCGUGUUAUUGUCGUUCCGCGCCUCGUCCGCUCUUCGCUCUCGUGCUCCCCGAACCCAUUGCCCCGUUUUCCUACUAUGUGCCAAUUCCAUGUCUCCAUACAGGAUCGUCUUAUUCAUCCAAAUUGCAUUGGCUUCCUCUGGUCUUGCGUUCUCUUGUCGUUCGGGUGGCCGCCGGCGAUCGCCUUCUUCCCAUCCAUCUUGUUAGCCUCUUCUCGAUACCCCCCUCCAACCACCCCUCCCCCAGCUUGGGCCCAGCGCCGACUCAGGACGUUUACUCCUCCUCCUCCUUCUUCACCCACUCCUCUCUCUCCCGUCUUCGCCCACACACUUGGACCAAUACACCAAACCUUUCAUAAAAGGCUGCCAGUCUCCCACCUCCCACCUUUUCUGUUUUCCUCUUUCUUCCGCCCUCCCACUCUUCACGCGCGGUGCUACGACGGUAGAAAGAAACCCUCUCGAUCCCACUGCGCAAACAUCUCGACCACAUUUGGUCCAUUACAAUACCCAAAGCCUGUCGGUAAGUUUUAUACACGUGCGCUCACAUAGGGACCGCCGUCUCAAGACCCGAGACACGGUCAUGCCAUUCCCACUACCUUUCACCUGCCUUAUACACAAUGCCACCAACCGGCCAAUUCAGCCCAACAGCAAGGCACACAGGAGAGACGAGAAUCGAAGCAGAGAGCUUGAGUAUGUGAGAGAAAUCGGAGCCGAACAGACAAGAGACACGAGCAUCACAAGCGAGACACGGAGAAAGCAGCACUUGAGGAGACCAAUUCAUACGAAAACGACUCUGCGAGUAUAAGCCAUACUUUUGACGAGAGAGCGGCAUUGGCAAUACCAAUGGCUUUGAAAAGAGCAACAGCAGCGGCAGCGGCGAUGGCAUCUGACGGCGCAUCAAUUCCCAACGAAUUUGGCAUCUCCGUCCUCCGUCUCAACUCUCUUUCUCUGGGACAGCCGCACAUUUUCUCCUGCACAGCGCUACACAUGCACCCUUUUUCCCUUGGGCAUGCGACUAUGUACGACUUCAGACGACCCCACACACCCGUAGGCCCAGACGAGCGACCCCUGGUCGUAAUCCCUGUGGAUGUGAUGUAAGGUCACCGCGGGAAUGGAGCUUGCAAUCGCCUAUCAAUCCCCAAGCCAAAACAACACACCAAAAAAAAAAAAAAAAAAAAAUCUUGGAGGGGUUGUCGGCCGGUGGCGGCCUAGUAUGGGCGGGACUGGCGUGUGCGACCAUGUGCUUGUUCCCCCAUUUCUACGACAGAUUGGGGCCGGCUACUGGCGUCACCAUUCUUAGCCGCAUGCUUUGGCAACAGCUUACCUCUCAUUGGCUCCGACCACGGCCCACGCCGGCACCGCAUUCUGCAAUGCUGCGCUACUGGCAAUGGCACUGGCAAACGGCACCCUGACACUGGCACCGCAAUCAUCGUCAGCUGUGCUGUGGUCGGCAAGAAAGAGAGACAGCACCAAACAGCUUCUGGCAUCUGGCAGUGCUUGCAUUUGCUUGACCCUCCAUUGUCUGAGCUGCUUUGGGGUUGGAUAGGCACGGCUGAAGUCUUGCUUGCCAGCUGCUUGCUUGCUCUCGUCCUAGCCUGUCCCUCCAUGUUCGGCUUCGGUUGCUUGGUUUGAGCGUUGCUCGCCUCAUCUUGCCUCGCUCCCACUGCUACCGAUAAUGCCCCUACUAGAGCCAUGUUCUGCCGCCAUUGCUUGUGGCAUGUGCUGCUGCUUGCUGCCUUUUGCGCAUUGUUGCUCGGAAUGCUUGUCCGCCCCUCUUGGCUUUACGUCGUUGCGAACAGGGGUCGGGAGUCAAUACCACCGCCAGGCUCUCUCACUCUUGCUCCCAGUUUACCUGAUGCUCCCUCACUUCCGGACGACGUAGCAAUCCGGUUCGAGAGUAGAGUUUGGCCUGCUCUGGAAAUUUCCCCUCUGGUCCUCCGUGCGUCCCUCGCCAGCUCCGAGCUUAAUUGAAGGAUAUCGCACCCCGCAUCCAGUUCCCUCCAACGAUUUCUCUUCGCCACUCUUCUCUCACUCUCAGAACUCACCGUCAACCAUUCGCCUUAUCUCUCUCUCUCUGUCUCUGCGUGGCUCAAGACCCCUCGUGUGCCCUGUGCAACCCUGUGUCUGGUCAUUGGGCGUUUACUCCCCCUCAAUUCACCACCAUCGAACCAAAGUCAUACUUGACCAACACAUCUUCGUCCCUCAGCGUCACUAACUGAACCCGUUUUGGGGUGUGAUAGAUUCGUACCAGAGCCAUUGCUCCUACCGAUCGACUGCUGCCGACUGGAAUAGUCCCUCCCCCGUCGACCUAUACCACCCCCUUCCACUGCAAUCAGGCUCGAAUCCUCGCCUAGCAUGGGCCUGCACGAGGACUUCGACGACCGACAAAUCCAUAUUGAAUCUGAAAAAGAGCAAUACACUCCCUAUGAGUACCAGACGGACAACAAUGGCUCCUGGGCGGGUGCUCUGCCGGUGAAGCAAGGAUUGUACGAUCCGAGCUUGGAGAAAGACGCAUGCGGUGUCGGCUUUGCUUGCCACAUCAAGGGCAAGCCUAGCCACAAGAUUGUCAGCGAUGCGCGCAACCUGCUUUGCAACAUGACCCACAGAGGUGCUGUGGGAUCUGAUGCACGAGACGGUGAUGGCGCUGGCGUCAUGACUUCGAUCCCUCACAGAUUCUUUGUCAAGAACUUUGAAAAGGAGGAAGGCAUUAAGUUGCCGCCUCUGGGACAAUAUGCCACGGGAAACCUGUUCUUUAAGCCAGACGAGGAGACUUUGCAAGAGUCCAAGAGGCAGUUGGAAGACAUUGCCGAAUCGUUAGGCCUGCGUGUCUUGGGAUGGCGAAGGCCUCCCGUUGACUCGACUCUACUUGGUCCUGCUGCCAAGUCCCGUGAACCCAUCAUUAUGCAACCUUUCGUCGUGUUGACCUCCGCCUACGGCCCGACCAAUGCCCCCGAAAACACCGACCCCGAGCAAUUUGAUGACAGACUCUUCGAAAGACAGCUGUAUGUCCUCAGAAAGCGCGCCACCCACACCAUUGGUCUCCAGAACUGGUUCUACCUCUGUUCCCUUUCCAACAAGAACAUUGUCUACAAGGGACAGCUGUCUCCCGUCCAGGUGUACCAGUACUACUAUGACCUCGUCAACGCCGACUACGAGGCUCACUUCGCCCUCGUCCACUCCCGUUUCUCGACCAACACCUUCCCCUCCUGGGACCGUGCUCAGCCUCUGAGAUGGGCUGCCCACAACGGUGAGAUCAACACUCUCCGCGGUAACAAGAACUGGAUGAAGGCCCGAGAGGGUGUCAUGCAGUCCGACAUCUUCAAGGAGGAGCUUGAGGGCCUCUACCCCAUCGUUGAGGACGGUGGUUCCGACUCUGCCGCCUUCGACAACGUCCUGGAGCUGCUCACUAUCAACGGUGUUCUCUCUCUCCCCGAGGCUGUCAUGCUCAUGGUCCCCGAGGCCUGGCAAGGCAACACUCACAUGGACCCCAAGAAGGCCGCAUUCUACGAGUGGGCUGCUUGCCAGAUGGAGCCCUGGGAUGGUCCCGCUCUCUUCACCUUUGCCGAUGGACGCUACUGCGGUGCCAACCUCGACCGUAACGGUCUGCGUCCUUGCCGCUUUUACGUUAUGGACGACGACCGCAUCAUUUGCGCUUCCGAGGUCGGCACUAUUCCCGUCGAGCCCGAGAAGGUUAUCCAGAAGGGUCGUCUCCAGCCCGGUCGCAUGCUGCUCGUCGACACCCUCGCCGGCCGCAUCAUCGACGACAAGGAGUUGAAGGAGGCUGUCUCCAGCCGUCAGGACUUCCGCGCCUGGAUCGACCAGGAGCUCAUCACUCUGCCCAAGGUUCUCGAGACUGUUGGCAAGUCCAUCGAUGUCGCCGCCAAGCCCGACGCCUCCCGUCUGCAGGAGGAUCCUCUUCUUCUGUCCUUCGGCUACACUCACGAGCAGGUGAGCUUGCUCCUGGCUCCUAUGGCCUCUGACGAGAAGGAAGCCCUCGGAUCCAUGGGUAACGAUGCUCCCUUGGCAUGCUUGUCCCAAGCACCCCGUCUCUUGUACGAGUACUUCCGUCAGCUCUUCGCUCAGGUUACCAACCCCCCCAUCGAUCCUAUUCGUGAGUCGAUCGUCAUGUCUCUGGAGUGCUACGUCGGUCCUCAGGGCAACCUGUUGGAGAUGGACAGCUCUCAGUGCGGUCGUCUCUUGCUUCCCAGCCCCAUCCUCUCGAUCCCUGAGUUCAACUCUAUCAAGAACAUGUCCACCAUCCACCCCGAGUGGACUGUCAAGGUCAUUGAUUUGACCUUCCCCAAGAGCGAGGGCACCGCGGGCUACUUGCGCCACCUCGACUACAUCUGCAACGAGACUACCGCUGCCAUUGAGAACAAGGACCGCAUCAUUGUUCUGUCCGACCGUAACACCUCCAAGGAUCGCGUUCCCGUCACUGCCCUCCUUGCCUCCGGUAUGGUUCACCACCACCUGGUCAGCAACAAGUGGCGUUCUCUGGCUGCCAUCGUCGUUGAGACUGCUGAGGCUCGCGAGGUUCACCACAUGUGUGUUCUCCUCGGAUACGGUGCCGAUGCUAUCAACCCUUACCUCUCCAUGGAGUGCAUCCUCAAGCUCAACCGCGAGAAGCUUAUUAAGAAGAAGCUCUCCGAUGAUGCUCUGAUCCACAACUACAAGCACUCUUGCGAUGGUGGUAUUCUCAAGGUCAUGUCCAAGAUGGGUAUCUCUACUCUUGCUUCCUACAAGGGUGCCCAGAUUUUCGAGGCUCUCGGUCUCGACGAGAGCGUCAUCGAGCGCUGCUUCAAGGGUACUGCUUCUCGUAUCCAGGGUGCUACGUUCGAGGCUAUCGCCGAGGAUGCUUUCCGUUUCCACGAGCGUGGUUUCCCCUCCCGUGCUACUGUCGGUAUCAGCGGUCUGCCCGAGUCUGGCGAGUACCACUGGCGUGAUGGUGGUGAGGCUCACAUGAACGACCCCACUUGCAUUGCCAACAUCCAGGAUGCCGUUCGCACCAAGAACGACAAGUCCUACGAGGCGUACUCCCGCUCCCAGUACGAGCAGAUCAAGGCCUGCACUCUCCGCGGUAUGCUCGACUUCAAGUUCGAGGACUGCACCCCCGUCCCCAUCGAGCAGGUCGAGCCCUGGACCGAGAUUGUGCGCCGUUUCUGUACUGGUGCCAUGUCUUAUGGUUCCAUCUCCAUGGAGUCUCACUCCACUCUGGCCGUUGCCAUGAACAGACUUGGUGGCAAGUCCAACACUGGUGAGGGUGGUGAGGAUCCUGAGCGUUCUCAGCGUCUGCCCAACGGCGACACUAUGCGAUCUGCCAUCAAGCAGGUUGCAUCUGGCCGUUUCGGUGUCACCUCUGCUUACCUCGCAGACUCUGACGAGCUUCAGAUCAAGAUGGCCCAGGGCGCAAAGCCCGGUGAAGGUGGUGAGCUUCCUGGUCACAAGGUGUCCAAGUCCAUUGCUCGCACUCGUCACUCCACCCCUGGCGUCGGUCUCAUCUCGCCUCCUCCUCACCACGACAUUUACUCCAUUGAGGAUUUGAAGCAGUUGAUUUACGACCUCAAGUGCUCCAGCCCCCGCUCUCGCGUCUCCGUCAAGCUGGUGUCCGAGGUUGGUGUCGGUAUCGUCGCCUCCGGUGUCGCCAAGGCCAAGGCUGACCACAUCCUGAUCUCUGGUCACGAUGGUGGUACCGGUGCCUCCCGCUGGACUGGUAUCAAGUAUGCUGGUCUUCCCUGGGAGCUUGGUCUUGCCGAGACCCACCAGACUUUGGUCCUGAACGACCUCCGUGGCCGUGUGGUUGUCCAGACUGACGGUCAACUCCGCACUGGUCGUGAUGUCGCCAUGGCCUGUUUGCUCGGUGCUGAGGAAUGGGGCUUCGCUACCACUCCUCUUAUCGCCAUGGGCUGCGUCUUCAUGCGCAAGUGCCACUUGAACUCUUGCCCUGUUGGUAUCGCUACCCAGGACCCUGAGCUCCGUAAGAAGUUCACCGGUACUCCCGAGCACGUCAUCAACUUCUUUUACUACGUUGCCAACGAGCUCCGUGCCAUCAUGGCCAAGCUUGGUUUCCGCACUAUCAACGAGAUGGUUGGUCACGUCGAGGUUCUCAAGGUCAACGACGAGUUGCGCACCAACAAGACCGCCAACAUCGACCUCUCUCUCCUCCUGACUCCUGCUCACAAGCUCCGCCCCGGUGUUGCUACUUUCAAUGUCCGCAAGCAGGACCACAAGCUUUACGUCCGCUUGGACAACAAGCUCAUCUCUGAGGCCGAGUUGACCCUGGACAAGGGACUCCCCUCUAGAAUCGAGUGUGACAUUGUCAACACUGAUCGUGCGAUGGGUACCUCGCUGUCUUACCACAUCUCCAAGCGCUACGGUGAAGAUGGUCUGCCUUUGGACACGGUCCACGUCAACAUCAAGGGUUCCGCGGGUCAGUCCUUCGGUGCCUUCCUGGCCCCUGGUGUUACUCUCGAGCUCGAGGGUGACGCCAACGACUACGUUGGCAAGGGUCUGUCCGGCGGUCGCCUGAUUGUCUACCCUCCCCGUUCCGCGGUCUUCAAGGCCGAGGAGAACAUCAUCGUUGGUAACGUCUGCUUGUACGGUGCUACCAAGGGUACUUGCUUCUUCCGCGGCGUUGCGGCUGAGAGAUUCGCUGUCCGCAACUCCGGUGCUACCGCUGUUGUUGAGGGUGUCGGUGACCACGGUUGCGAGUACAUGACUGGUGGCCGAGUCGUCAUUCUCGGCAGCACUGGCCGCAACUUCGCUGCCGGUAUGUCUGGUGGUAUCGCCUACGUCCUCGACAUCCACAAGGACUUCCUCUCUAAGCUCAACACUGAGAUGGUUGAGGCCGAGGCUGUCGAGGAGCCCACUGAGAUCGCCUACCUUCGCGGUCUCAUUGAGGACCACCACCACUACACUGGCUCCGAGCUUGCUGCCCGCAUCUUGGUUGACUUCAACCGUGCUCUUCCCCGCUUCGUCAAGGUCAUGCCUGUCGACUACAAGCGCGUCCUCAAGGAGGAGGCCGCCAAGGCUGCUGAGGCCAAGCGCGCCGAGUACAACCUGCCCAUCGUCUCCGGUGUCCACAACAAGAAGGAGGAGAAGGCUGCCAAGCUCCAGGAUAUCGAGGAGACCAUUGGUGACAAUGCUGCCGAGAAGAAGCGUGCCCUUGUCCUCGACAAGACCAAGGGUUUCAUGAAGUACCAGCGCCGUGCUGAGAAGUACAGGAGCGCGAAGACCCGUACCAAGGAUUGGGCCGAGCUUUCCUCCCGUCUUGAUGAGGACGAGCUCAAGUACCAGUCUGCUCGUUGUAUGGACUGCGGUGUUCCCUUCUGCCAGUCUGAGACGGGUUGCCCCAUCUCCAACAUCAUUCCCAAGUGGAACGAAUUGGUGUUCCAGAACCAAUGGCGUGAUGCUCUCAACCGUCUGCUCAUGACCAACAACUUCCCCGAGUUCACUGGCCGUGUCUGCCCUGCUCCUUGCGAGGGUGCCUGCGUUUUGGGCAUCAACGAGGACCCCGUUGGUAUCAAGUCCAUCGAGUGUGCCAUCAUCGACCGUGGUUUCGAACAGGGCUGGAUGAUCCCCACUCCCCCUGAGGUCCGCACCGGCAAGAAGGUUGCCAUCAUCGGCUCCGGCCCUGCUGGUCUGGCUGCUGCUGAUCAGCUUAACCGCGCUGGUCACACCGUCACUGUCUACGAGCGUGCUGACCGCCCUGGUGGUCUUCUCAUGUACGGUAUCCCCAACAUGAAGCUCGACAAGCGCAUUGUCAAGCGCCGUACCGACUUCAUGGCUGCUGAGGGUAUCAACUUCAAAUGCGGUGUUGCCGUCGGCGAGGACAUCCAGCUCAUGGACCUCAGAGCUGAGAACGACGCUGUCGUCAUCGCCACUGGUGCCACCGUUGCCCGUGAUCUUCCCAUCAAGGGUCGCGAGCUCGAGGGUAUCCACUACGCUAUGGAGUUCUUGCACAAGAACACCAAGUCCCUGCUCGACUCUGAGCUCGAGGAUGGUUCCUACAUUUCCGCCAAGGGCAAGGACGUCGUUGUCAUUGGUGGUGGUGACACCGGUAACGACUGUAUCGGUACUUCCGUCCGUCACGGCGCCAAGUCCGUCAUCAACUUUGAGCUGCUUCCCCAGCCUCCCCCGGAGCGUGCCCGCGACAACCCAUGGCCCCAGUGGCCCCGCAUCUACCGUGUUGACUACGGCCACACCGAGGUCAAGCAGCACAUGGGCAAGGACCCCCGUGAGUUCUGCAUUAUGUCCGAGGAGUUCGUCGACGAUGGCUCCGGAAAGGUCAAGGGCAUCAACACCAUCCGCGUCGAGUGGACUCGCUCCGCGACUGGUGGCUGGGAUAUGAAGAAGAUUGAGGGCUCCCAGCAGUUCUUCCCUGCCGACCUCGUCCUCCUGUCCAUGGGUUUCCUCGGCCCCGAAGCCCGCAUCCUCGGUGACGACAUCGAGAAGGAUGCCCGCAAGAAUGUCAAGACCCCGCCUGGCAAGUACAGCACCAACAUCCCCGGCGUCUUUGCUGCCGGUGACUGCCGCCGUGGCCAGUCCCUCAUCGUCUGGGGUAUCAACGAGGGCAGACAGGCCGCCCGCGAGAUCGAUCUCUUCCUCGAGCAGUGCACCAGCCUGCCCGUAACUGGCGGUAUCGUCAAGCGCACCGCCGGCGAGAUCUUUACUCAGAUCAAGCCCGUUCAGGCCUAAACACUCUUCCAUCGUUCACAGAAGGAGCUAAGUGUUAUGAAAAGAUAAAAAGAAAUGAUGCUUUUACAGUGACCGCGAGGUCAACGAGGGGCAUCGGGUCGAAAACAAAAGGCGUGUGGGAGGGGAGACAUUGGAAUUCCUGGAAAUACCCUACACUACAAAAAGGUGUCUUGUUUGAUACCCUCAAAACCCCGUGCUUUAUGAGCGACAAAUAUUGUGUUGGCUUGUCGGUUUUUUUCUGUUUUGCCCUUUGUUAUAUUGCUGUCCUUUGGUCGAGUCAUUUGGUCAACGGAUGAGUGGCUUGUGGUUU